Macaca mulatta (Rhesus monkey) is the source of this 1885-nucleotide messenger RNA. The record is from RefSeq and is a predicted model, not a curated record. NCBI's taxonomy places the organism in Eukaryota, Metazoa, Chordata, Mammalia, Primates, Cercopithecidae.
AGGGAGUGGACCAGGUCAGGUCCCAGGGGAAAUCCUCCCUCCCUCUGAACCGUCUUUCUUCUCCCUUCUUCGCAGAUAUCCCGAGAUUAGGUCCCUAGCUUCCAAACAGAGGAUCAGGUAUGUUUAGAGAUUGGCCAGAGAGGCAAGGUACCGAGGCAUCAAUGUGAGCAGCCUCUGCAGGCACCUGAUGGGGAGAAGGAGUCUCCCGGAUCCCAAGCAGAAUGUCUCAGGAUGAUGACACAUUGAGAAGAGACAUCCUGGAGCAUGAGCUUGCUGCUAUGAGGCUGCAGAAGCUGGAACAGCAGCGGCGGCUGUUUGAAAAGAAGCAGCGACAGAAGCGCCAGGAGCUCUUCAUGGUUCAGGCCAAUCCUGACGCUUCCCUGUGGCUUUGGCGCUCGUGUCUGCGGGAGGAGCGCCUUUUAGGUGACAGAGGCCUUAGGAACCCUUUCCUCCGGAAGAAAGUGUCAGAGGCACAUCUGCCCUCUGGCAUCCACAGUGCCCUGGGCACCGUGAGCUGUGGUGGAGACGGCAGGGGCGAGCACGGCCUCCUGACACCCCGGACAGAAGCAGUGUUCAGGAAUCUCGGUCUCCAGUCCCCUUUCUCAUCCUGGCUCCCAGACAAUUCCGACCCAGAAUUGGAGGAAGUCUCCGUGGAGAAUGGUUCGGUCUCUCCCCCACCUUUUAAACAGUCUCCGAGAAUCCGACGCAAGGGUUGGCAAGCCCGCCAACGACCUGGGACCCGUGCAGAGGGUGAGAGUGAAUCCCAGGAUGUCGGAGAUGCAUACAAGGCACCCAGUAUGGGACCAAACCCUGGAAUGGAUGGUGACUGGGUAUAUGAAAACUUGGCCUUCUACAAGGAAGAAGACUUGGAAAAGAAGAGAGAGGCCUCAGAGUCUACAGGGCCGAACUCAGCAGCAGCUAACGAAGAGUUGUUCGAGGCCCUGAAAGGCGAGGGCGGCACGGACAGCGACCAUAUGAGGCAGGAAGCCUCCUUGGCAAUCCGCUCCCCCUGUCCUCGGCUGCAGGAGGACAUGGAAGCCUAUGUGCUACGGCCAGCAGUCCCGGGUACCAGGAUGCAGUGCUACCUCACCCGUGACAGGCGCGGCGUGGAUAAGGGCUUGUUCCCCCUCUACUACCUCUACCUGGAGACCUCCGACAGCCUGAAGGUGCAGUCAGCCGGCCCAACAGCCUUGGGACACUUCCUCCUGGCUGGGCGAAAGAGAAGAAGGAGCAAAACUUCUAAUUACCUCAUCUCCCUGGAUCCCACAGAUCUAUCUCGGGAUGGGGACAACUUCGUGGGCAAAGUCAGAUCCAAUAUCUUCGGCACCAAGUUCACCAUCUUUGACAAUGGGGUGAAUCCUGACCGGGAGCAUUUAAUCAAGAAUACUGCCCGGAUCAGACGGGAGCUGGGGGCUGUGUGUUAUGAGCCCAACAUCUUAGGAUACCUGGGGCCUCGAAAAAUGACUGCGAUUCUCCCAGGAACCAACAGCCAGAACCAAAGAAUCGAUGUCCAGCCACGAAAUGAACAGGAGUCACUACUGAGUCGCUACCAACGUGGGGAAAAACAAGGGUUGCUUUUGCUGCACAGCAAAACCCCGUCGUGGAACAAGGAGAACGGUGUCUACACGCUCAAUUUCCAUGGUCGAGUCACUCGGGCUUCGGUGAAGAACUUCCAGAUCGUGGAUCCCAAACACCGUGAGCUCCUGGAAACCAUUUUAGCCGGGCCAGCGGAACAUCUGGUGCUCCAGUUCGGCCGAGUGGGCCCAGACACAUUCACCAUGGACUUCUGCUUCCCGUUUAGCCCACUCCAGGCCUUCGGCGUCUGCUUGUCCAGUUUCAGUUGGAAGCUGGCUGUUGAAUAACUCAAUAAAAUACCAUACCCUUA